AAAAUCAUUAUUGAGUGCCUCAAUCAUUCAUUUGCCUUCCUUCCCCUCAAUCAUUCAAGCUUUGCUCUAGAAAUUCAAUUAUGGCGGAAACGUUUCUGUUCAAUAUUGCAGAAAGGGUUGUCGAGCAAAUUGUCGGUCUCACUGUAGACGAAGUUCGCUUGGCGUUUAAUGUCAAAACCGAUCUGAAAAAGCUGGAGGACACCAUGUUCAGCAUUAAAGCUGUGCUCUUGGAUGCCGAGCGGCAACAGCACCAAAAUGAAAAGCUGCGCCUCUGUAUGUGGAAGCUCAGAAACAUCUUUUACGAUGCUGAGGACGUUAUUGACAAUUUCAAGUGUGAAGCUCUCCGGAAACAGGACGCCAUCAGUCAUCCCGUCAUCAACAACUUAAAGGUGCGAGUUUUAGGUUCCUGUUGUUUGCCUCUUUCAUUCUCUUCAAAAAUGAGUCAUAAAAUCAAAGACAUCAAUCGGAGACUAGGCGAACUGGCCACUGAGUGGAACAGCUUUGCUCUAAGUCAGUGUAACGACAGUAGACAUGUUUUUCGCAGAGAGACCAUCUCUUUUGUGGAUUCUUCUGAUGUUAUUGGUAGAGAUGAGGAUAAAGAGAACAUAAUUAGUAUGUUGAUGAAACCAAGUGAGGAUCAAAAUGUCCCUGUCAUUCCCAUUGUUGGACUUGGGGGUUUAGGAAAAACCACGCUCGAUCAAUUAGCAUUCAAUGAUGAUCGAGUUACUAGCCUUUUUCCUUUGAAGAUAUGGAUCUGUGUUUCUGAGGAAUUUGAUCUUUCUAGAUUGCUCAAGCUGAUUAUUCAGUCUGUAAAUAAAGAAGAAAGAUGUGAUGAUUCAACACUUGACGCCUUGCAAGCUCGUUUGAGAAGCCUUUUGAAUGAUAAGAAGUUCUUGCUCGUCCUGGAUGAUGUGUGGAAUGAAAAUAAAGCAAAAUGGGUUGAGUUAAGAAAUUUGUUGAGAUCAACGGAUGGAUUUUCUCCAAGCAAAAUUAUCGUAACUACUCGGACUUUGAAGGUUGCCUCGAUAAUGAGUUCAAUUCCCCCUUAUGAAUUGAAAGGUCUCCGUCUUGAAGACUGUUUGACCUUAUUUACAAAAUGGGCUUUUAAUGAUGGUGAUGAGAGACAUUAUCCAAAUCUCAUUAGAAUCGGGGAGGAGAUUGUGAAAAAAUGCAAAGGGGUUCCUUUGGCAGUAAGAACAUUGGGAAGCCUACUGUUUCAGAAAACAGAUGAAUCUGAUUGGAUCUAUAUAGGAGAGAGUGAAAUAUGGAGACUUGAGCAACAUGAAAACGAUAUUUUACCAGUGUUGAAGUUGAGUUACAAUCAUUUGCCAUCUCAUUUGCAACGAUGUCUUGCUUUUUUGUCCUUGUACAAAAAGGAUGAGAUCUAUUCUAGUGAUAGAGUUAUCUGUCUUUGGAUGGCGAAUGGACUCCUUGAGCAUCCAAAGCAAAAUCAAGAGUGGGAGGAUGUUGGCAAACGAUAUUUGAAUGAAUUACAGUCAAGGUGCCUCAUCGAAAUGGGGCACGAUUUUGGGUUGGUUUUUACCUUCAAAAUGCAUGAUCUGGUACAUGAUCUUGCAUUAGAUGUGUCUCAAAAAGAAUGUAAAACAGUGAAUUCGGAAACAGAAACGGAUGAUGAAAAUGUUCGACAUUUAUUAUUAUGUGAUGAGAAGUUGGUUGGAGUUCCACGUGUUUUGGAGGAAAUGAAAAAUGUUCGAACAGUAAUCAUCCAAGAUGCUUUAAAGGGAUCAAGGACUACUCAUGAAUCACUUAUAAAUCUGUGUGUCUCCAAUUUCAAGUAUCUACGAGCAUUAGAAAUAAGGCAGUCACUAUUGACGGCUUUACCGAAUUCCAUUGGUACCUUGAAGCACUUACGAGAACUUGACUUGGUCGGAUGUUGGAUUAUAGAUGAACUCCCGAGAUCUUUCGAUAAGCUUCGCAGCUUGCAAUCGUUAAAUUUGGGAGAUACUGGUUUGAAGCAGUUGCCUGACAGCGUGCAAAGGUUGAUUGAGCUUAGACAUCUAGUAAUAACCAUUACAGCUACUCAUUUGAAAGAAAUACGAGCAGGAUGUUGGACUUCUCUUCAAUACUUGGAAUUGAGGUACUGUAUGGAAUUAGAAUGUUUACCUGAAGGAAUGCAGUAUCUGAAGUCACUUCGGACACUUGUCCUGGGUGGUUGUGUUAAACUUGUCUCAUUGCCACGGAGCCUGAAAUUCCUAACCAAGUUAGAACACCUUGAAAUAGUGAUGUGCCAUCGAAUCAAUUUGAAAAUGGAACCCGAAGAGGAAGAAGACAAAGACCUUCAGUUGAGCCUUAAAACUCUCUCACUCAUCGGAUUACUUGCCUUAGGAGAUUUGCCACGAUUGCUUCUUCAAGGAUCUUCCACUUUGCAGUAAUUACGAAUUAUGGAGUGUCGAAAUUUGUCCGUUCUACCAGCAUGGCUACUGAAUCUCACUUCUCUUCAUAAACUUGAGAUUGUGGGUUGCAGAAACUUUUCAGCUCUACCAGAGGGAAUAGACUGCCUCACCAACCUUAGAGAAUUGAGAAUUCACGGAUGUUCGGAGUUGAGCAAAAGAUACAGAGAAAAUGGGGGUGAAGAUUGGCACAAAAUUGCUCACAUCCAAAAGGUUAUUAUUUGUUAAUGAAGAAUGAGGUGUGUGAUAAAAUUUUAAUUUCUCUGUCAGAUUCGAUUCCAUAUUAUCUUUCCGUUUAGAGUAGAGUAGAGACGUGGCUUUUGUCCAGAAUAGUCCGUUCUAACAGCAUGGUUUUGGUUGGAAAUUUUGUAUGUUUAAAGUUUGUUAAGUACUCAUUGUGUUUGGAAACAUUGCAUGAAUGAAAUAUGAAGAUAGAGAUGGAAGAAUGAAGCAGAGGUUGAGGCAGGGCAGGGAAGACAUUUACUUUAUUUGCAUUUGGAUUUCAGUUGUAAUUCUAAGAAGUGAGCUGUUGCUUUGGAUAUGUAUCAACUUUUAGCUUUAUGCAUAUUUAUCUUUUCUCUUUAUGGUUUAGCAUCAA
Molecule: messenger RNA, 3009 nt
Organism: Gossypium raimondii (Peruvian cotton)
Lineage: Eukaryota; Viridiplantae; Streptophyta; Magnoliopsida; Malvales; Malvaceae
Product: disease resistance protein RGA2-like
Exons: 1
Coding region: 81-2393 (770 amino acids)
Biological process (GO): defense response to other organism
Molecular function (GO): ADP binding; protein binding
Source: RefSeq, a predicted model, not a curated record